Messenger RNA from Chiloscyllium plagiosum (whitespotted bambooshark), 6909 nucleotides. Its product is annotated as kinesin-like protein KIF13B. NCBI's taxonomy places the organism in Eukaryota, Metazoa, Chordata, Chondrichthyes, Orectolobiformes, Hemiscylliidae. Gene Ontology annotation, biological process: microtubule-based movement. Gene Ontology annotation, molecular function: ATP binding; microtubule binding; microtubule motor activity. The record is from RefSeq and is a predicted model, not a curated record.
CGGAACUUUCCGGCCCGUCGAACAGUCCCGGUCGUUCUCCGGAAUUGUCCGAGCGGCCCCGCCCACUCACCGGCGCUCCUUCCGGAAAGUGCCGAAACAUUCCGAAGUCUUCCCUCCCAUCGCCCUUCCCUCCCCUCCCCUCCCGCCGGUCUCUGUGGUCGCCGACUGCCUGCCGGCUCGGGUUUACCGCUGUCAUGGCGAAGAAUCACCGUUUCAAAUUCAGGCAGGGGAACAGGUGAAACACACGAAGGAGAGAAAGAGAGUGAGAGGAGAGGAGAGGGGAGGGGGGGAGAAAAAUAAACUGAUUUGAUAAGAAGUUUUAUUUUUAAAUUUUGAGGAGCUGUGUGCCGCGCUGGAGAGUUGUCACCGGCUCUGUCGACGUUUUGUUUUUUUUUUGAAAAAAAAAUCUGCCUGAACCACGUCCCCAGCUCUUUUUAUAAAACUGAGGGAGGGAAUAAAAAGUUCCUUUUUGAUUUCCGAGCUUUCUCCUGUCAGCAACAUGUCCGAGUCCAAUGUGCAAGUGGCCGUGAGGAUUCGUCCCCUCAACAGAAGAGAGAUUGAUUUGAACACAAAAUGUAUUAUAGAUGUUGAAGGCAAUCAGACCAUUCUAAGUCCGGCUAAUGCCAAUCUCGGUAAAGGCGAUGCCAGGAGCCAGCCAAAGGUUUUUGCAUAUGAUCACUGCUUUUGGUCAAUGGAUGAGUCCGUUAAGGAGAAGUAUGCAGGUCAAGACAUAGUGUUCAAAUGUCUUGGUGAAAAUUUGCUGCAAAAUGCAUUUCAAGGAUACAAUGCUUGUAUAUUUGCUUAUGGACAGACUGGCUCAGGGAAAUCUUACACAAUGAUGGGUUCAAAGGACAAGCCAGGUUUGAUCCCCCGAUUAUGCAGCAAACUAUUCGAGCGAGCAUUGCAAGAGGCCAAUGAGGAACAAACUUUCACUGUUGAAGUGUCAUACAUGGAAAUCUACAAUGAAAAGGUCCGCGACCUCCUUGAUCCAAAAGGGAGCCGACACACUUUGAAGGUGAGGGAACACAAAGUUUUAGGUCCAUAUGUGGACGGUCUGUCCAAACUGGCUGUGACAAGCUACAAGGACAUUGAGUCUUUGAUGUCAGAAGGGAAUAAGUCUCGAACAGUUGCUGCAACGAACAUGAAUGAGGAGAGUAGUCGUUCCCAUGCAGUAUUCAACAUUAUCCUUACACACACACUAUAUGAUCUCCAAUCUGGGACUUCAGGUGAGAAGGUGAGUAAACUGAGCCUUGUGGACCUGGCAGGCAGUGAGAGGGCAGCGAAAUCUGGAGCUGCUGGAGAUCGAUUAAAGGAAGGAAGCAACAUUAAUAAAUCUUUAACAACACUAGGCCUAGUAAUUUCUGCUUUGGCAGAUCAGGCUGCUGGUAAAAACAAGAACAAGUUCGUUCCUUACAGAGACUCUGUACUGACUUGGCUACUCAAGGAUAGUCUUGGUGGAAAUAGCAAAACAGCAAUGAUCGCAACAGUGAGCCCGGCAGCAGACAAUUAUGAUGAAACCCUGUCAACACUGAGGUAUGCAGACAGAGCCAAAAACAUAAUUAAUCAUGCUGUGGUGAACGAGGAUCCCAAUGCCCGAAUCAUCCGUGAACUCCGUGAAGAAGUAGAUAAACUGCGUGAGCAGCUGUCCAGAGCAGAGGCAAUGAAAGCCCCAGAGCUGAAGGAUCGUUUGGAAGAAUCUGAAAAGCUAAUUCAGGAAAUGACUGUUACGUGGGAAGAAAAGCUUAGGAAGACUGAAGCCAUCGCACAGGAGCGUCAGAAACAAUUGGAAAGACUUGGUAUUUCUCUCCAGUCCUCGGGUAUCAAAGUUGGUGAUGACAAGUGUUUCUUGGUGAAUCUGAAUGCAGAUCCAGCCUUAAAUGAGUUGCUUGUUUACUACUUAAAGAACCACACUCUAGUUGGGUCUGAUGAUUCCCAGGAUAUCCAACUGUGUGGCAUGGGAAUACUUCCGGAACACUGUAUCAUUGAUAUCUCUCCUGAAAGACGAGUCAUUCUCUCACCAAAGCAAAACUCCAGAACAUUUGUGAAUGGCUCCCUGUUGACCACCCCUGUGCAGCUUCACCACGGUGAUCGAAUCCUUUGGGGAAACAACCAUUUCUUCAGAAUUAAUUUGCCAAAAGCCAAGCAGAAAAGAACACAGGAAGAGGACGGGCAGGAGAGUCCAAUGAAGCUAAGUUACAGCAGUGAGCAACUGGAUGGAGAUGGGGACAGUGUUAGUGAGGGCUCCAGUGAAAGCAAUUACAGCUAUGAGUUUGCACAGAUGGAGGUCACUAUGAAGGCGCUUGGAAACAACGAUGCAAUGCAGUCGGUGCUGCAGAGGUUGGAACGUCAGCAUGAGGAAGAGAAGCGGUUUGCACUCGAACAGCAGCGCCUAAUGUACGAGCGGGAACUGGAGCAGUUACGUAGGCGUUUGUCUCCAGAGAAACAUUACCGUAGCAUGGAGCGCCUUUCAUUCGGCUCCCCUAGUACUCAACAGCGGCUACGUCAGUGGACAGAAGAGAGAGAAGCAAUGCUCAAUGUCAGUCUCCUGAAGUUACAAGAGCAGAUUGCCAAGGCAAAUCAUUAUGUACAUGAAGCAAAUUAUAUAGCUGAAGAGAUGGAAAAGAAGACAGAGUAUCAAGUGACUCUACAGAUUCCAGCAUCUAGCCUAGAUGCUAACCGAAAGCGUGAUUCCGUUCUCAGUGAACCAGCCAUUCAGGUACGAAGGAAAGGUAAAGGCAAACAGAUCUGGUCAUUGGAGAAACUGGAAAAUCGAUUAAUUGAUAUGCGUGAACUUUACCAGGAGUGGAAAGACUGUGAUGAGGACAAUCCUAUGAUGAGAUCCUAUUUCAAGCGAGCUGACCCGUUCUUUGACGAACAAGAAAAUCAUAGUCUUAUUGGGGUUGCAAAUGUAUUUUUGGAAUUGCUCUUUUACGAUGUUAAAUUGCAGUAUGCAGUACCCAUCAUUAACCAGAAGGGAGAGGUGGCGGGCCGCCUGCAUGUGGAAGUGAUGCGAACAAGCGGGGAUCUUAGUGAUCGAAUUGCUGGUGGGGACGAUACUUUGGACAGUCCAAAUGAAAGUGACAUGCAGGAGAGAGAAACAGUGCGCAAAAUAGUCUGUAGAAUAAAAAUUCUUCAAGCGACAGGGCUGCCUCGACACCUGUCAAACUUUGUUUUCUGCCAAUAUACCUUCUGGGAUCAGACUGAACCGAUCAUUGUUGCACCAGAGGUGGAUCCUUCCUCCUUAACCCCACCUGGCAAGGAUCCAGAAUGCAUGGUUGUUUUUGAUCACUGUAAGGAAUUCUCACUCAUCCUUUCUGAAGAUCUGUUGGAAUAUCUCUCAGAAGGAGCACUGGCAUUUCAAGUUUAUGGUCAUAAAUCACGUGACUCUCGGAAAAAUCCCUCCAUAUGGGACCUGGGAAUAAUACAAGCCAAAACCCGAUCGCUACGGGAUAGGUGGAGCGAAGUGAUGCGAAAGUUAGAACUCUGGAUCCAAAUAUUGGAACUGAAUGAAAAUGGAGAGUAUGUUCCUGUGGAGGUGACCUUCUCGAAAGAUGUUUUCACCGGUGGCAUCUUUCAGCUACGGCAGGGUCAAUCUCGACGUAUUCAAGUUGAAGUGAGGUCAGUCCAAGAUUCUGGGACGUUGCCUUUAAUUGCUGAAGCAGUUCUAUCUAUUGCUGUGGGAUGUGUCAAAACCAGACCUGCUAGAAACCAGAAAUAUCCAGAUGCUCACAUGGAAGAGGAAGAUGACAUGGACAGUUACCAGGAGAGGGAUUUAGAGAAGCUACGUCGGAAAUGGUUAAGUGCGUUGACCAAGAGGCAAGAAUACCUUGACAAGCAGCUACAGAAACUUGCUAGCAAACCUAAUAAAUCUGAAGAUGAUGCAGACCGAGAGGCGCAGUUGCUAGAACGAAGAUUAACUCUAACUGAGGAGAGGAAUGCUGUCAUGGUCCCGUCAGCAGGAAGUGGAAUCCCAGGAUCCCCAGCGAAAUGGAGCCCAGUGGCUGGAAUGGAAACACAUGUUCCUGUUGUUUUCCUUGAUCUAAACGCUGAUGACUUCAGCUCCCGUGAAGAUCUGGAUGGGCCAGAACCUGGUGCACUGGAUGCCAGCCUUACUGAUGAAGAUGAUGAUGACAUUUUUGAACUUCAGAUUGCAAAGCAUCACGAGCCAGAGGUGAAAGCAGAGGCUUCCUGGGAUUCCAACAUUCAUAACUGUCCAUCCUUGAGCAAAGGCACUCCAGCUGAUGAGCGUGUUUUCCUCAUUGUAAAGACUGUGGUGCAGCUCAGCCACCCUGCUGAGAUGCAGCUCGUGUUACGCAAGCGCAUCUGUGUGAACGUUUACAGCCGGCAGGGUUUCGCACAAAAUUUCCUGAGACGAAUGUCCCACAAAAGUACAUUUAAUGCAUGUGGAGUGACCUUUGAGAUCGUCUCCAAUAUUCCGGAGGAUGCUCAAGCAUCUGAAGACCGUGAAACACUGGCACGAAUGGCAGCAGAGUUAGAAACUGCAGAGUCUGCCGAGAAGGAAGCAUACAUUGAGAAAUAUCUUCGUAGUGUAUUGGCAGUGGAAAAUAUCCUCACUCUAGAUCGUCUGCGUCAGGAAGUUGCAGUUAAAGAACAAUUAAAUACAAAGCGUAAACUGACCAGAAGGUGCAUCAGCUCUCCAAACGUCAACCGGUUAUCUGGAAGCCGUCAUGAUCUCAAUGCAAGAUCCAGCCUUGAACGCAACAAGAGUCGAUGGGAGAGUCAGCAGGACAUUUCGACAGCUGCAUUGCAGUCCAACAAGAAGACUCCUCCAUACCGAUCCCCGGCGAGUAGGCAUUCCAUGCCACAAGAUGCAGACUCAUUCUCAGCACUAGCAGCCUCUUACUUGAAUCCAGUGAAGGCCUUUGUACCUCAGAUGCCCAAACUUCUCAAAUCACUUUUCCCUGUACGUGAUGAAGAGAAGAGAAGAUCUGUCCCUGUACCAAAUCAACAGUCUGUUCCUCGAAUUGUGGUGCAGUCUGCUAAAUUUGAAGAUACUUUUGAACAGAAUCAAGUUGCUCAACAAGACAAAGUCUCUUCUGCUCCAGUGAUCAUGACAAAACCCACCCAUCCCGUAGCCAUAGCCUCAGGCACUCCAAAUGCUCCAUCGAAGAUCGAUUCAGUGGACACAGCUGGCCAUGAAUCCCAAGGAGACCCUCAAAGUCCUCCAAGUGAGGCUUCAAGUGGGUAUUUCUCCCAUAGUGUUUCCACAGCAACACUUUCGGAAACUGCUAUGGUGUCAAGUGGCGACGUUGGCACACCUCCACCAGGUUGGGUCACUACAGACAGGGACACUUGUGCCCAGCUCCAAAGUCAAAGGUCAGCCACCAGUGAGGGUUCAGCACAACUAAAUGCUGAUAUUAAAUCAGAUUCCUGCUUUGCUGGACAUGUGGCGAAUGGAUCUCUGGGCAUGCAGCAUCAAAUCACUCAAGUAACAGGUGGUGCGCCACUGAUGUCCAACGAAGGUCAAUUCCAACUGCAAAGCCCAAGCAAGGAUGUGGGAAAGGAUUGUGGAAAAGUUCAAAAUCAAUCAGUAGGUCCGGAGGUAACAGCAGAGUCUGCACAUGAGACAAUGGUGGCAGAGCCCAUGGAAAUACCUGCAUCAGUUGACACGAAAAAUAGCUUCUCUACUUCUCAGACAACCAAAACACCAUUGGACAAAACAGUCAGUCCCGAUGUGACCAACCAGAAGGUCACCCUGCAUUCUCUCCAAAUCGAUGAGCUGGAGGACUUGUUACCGGUACAGAAGUCAACCUCAGCGCUAACUGUCUCAAAGUCUGAGCCAAAAUCUGAUGCAACACAGUCCAUAACCACAGCAUCUAACCCCUUCAGAAUACAAAAGGUGAGGACGUCCGAGUUGAAGUCGUUCACAGGCAUCUUGGGGGAUGAAACCACUUGGCAAGAUCCUGAAGAUAUUCUUGAAGAUAAAGAAGCGCAGUGGUCAACAGAGGAAUGGGACUCUGGGCCCUCUGGCCUAGCUGCAGGUCAUGUACCAGAGCCAUGUGACGAUUCUGAGAGCUCUGUACCUGCAAGUACAAGGUAUGAUGAUUAUCCUGAGUUAUCAAGCGAGAAACUUGAAAUUAUUUCAGAUUCUGAGGAAGCUGUUGACACCAUUCCUGAGUGGCUAAAAGAAGGGGAGUACGUCUCAGUUGGUACAAACAAGACUGGUACAGUCAGGUAUAUAGGAUCUACAGAAUUUGCUGAUGGAAUUUGGAUUGGAAUUGAGCUGAAUGUACCAGCAGGAAAGAAUGACGGUUCAGUCGGUGGAAAGCAGUAUUUCCGAUGUAAUCCAGGCUACGGAGUAUUAGUUAGGCCAAACAGAGUUGCAAAAGCCACUGGCUCAGUGAAACGGCGUAGCACCGGCCUCCGGACUCAGUUGGCUGCAAAUUCGGAGAAUCGGAGGAGCGGGAACUUUUCCAAAUCUAACCCAAACUUGUCAGCUCUCACUGCAAUGGCCAAAUCUGAAGGAGGAACAGGACUCCGAUCAGGUGACAGGACUCCAAGGAAGAGUGAGCAUAGGAAAUCCUGGUCUGCUGAGCAAAAACCUUCAUGAGAAAUCAGCCAGUGCAUGAUGUUUAGACCUAACUGGUAAGGCUUUGGAACUGGACAUCCAUGGCAAACUUCUUUUUAAACUGAAUCCAGCGGUGCCUUUCGAGAAUUAACUUGCCUGUCCCAAGGAGAACCAUCCACUGGCCUAUCCUGGAACUCUCUUAAUUAAUUAUCUUUCUUCUAACUGCCAUGUUCACUUAUCUUCCAACAGUAACAUCAUUUCAUUUUCCUGCUUCAAAGUGGAUGAUAAUCAAAUGAUCUGAAAAUGGCUUGUGAACUACUGGACAUAUGCUGUAAAAGAUAUUUAUGAUUCACGUGAGGGCUUUUGUAUUGUCAAAGUUU